Homalodisca vitripennis (glassy-winged sharpshooter) is the source of this 4794-nucleotide messenger RNA. Its product is annotated as 5-aminolevulinate synthase, nonspecific, mitochondrial-like. Gene Ontology annotation, cellular component: mitochondrion. Gene Ontology annotation, biological process: hemoglobin biosynthetic process; erythrocyte development; heme biosynthetic process. NCBI's taxonomy places the organism in Eukaryota, Metazoa, Arthropoda, Insecta, Hemiptera, Cicadellidae. The record is from RefSeq and is a predicted model, not a curated record. Gene Ontology annotation, molecular function: 5-aminolevulinate synthase activity; pyridoxal phosphate binding. The coding region runs from base 167 to 1825 and encodes 552 amino acids. The transcript is spliced from 10 exons.
CUGCUUCCAAAAAAAAUGUGUUUGUAACCUCUAUAACCUAUUUUGAAAUAUCGGAUAUCUGUGUCCUUUCGAUACCUGUCUUGGUGACCGAUAUACAGGUUAUCAACAUUUCUUGUUUAAUUUUAAAUUAAAGAGGUAAAUUGUAAUCAACGUAAUCUGAAAGAAAAUGCCUUGUCCAUUCCUAAGUCGGCUGCCCUCAGCCUACGUACGAAACUACGGGUUGAACCUUUUGAAGAGCUUCGGGAGUCAUUGUCCCGUGGUGUCAAGGUUAGCUACCAGCAUCCCAAACGACCCCAACCCCUCUGAGUACGCUGAGACCCCGGCCAGCCGGUGUCCUUUUCUGGCUGAGGUUAGCUCUCCUAUUGUAAAGGAAGCCAGUCAAGAGCUUCAAGGUGACAUUAUUGAGUUUACUUCAAAAACAACAGAGGAAGGGGAUGAACGAGACGGUGGUGCUAAGACAAGUCAGGCGGUCUCCCCUAAAUCUGCUUCUCAACAAAUCCAAGAAAAUAAAUUCCCAUAUGAGGACUUCUUCCAUGAGCAAAUAAUGCGCAAAAAACUGGACCACUCGUACAGGGUGUUCAAAAAGGUCGCUCGGUUGGCUUCAGAAUUCCCAACUGCGCUGGAAUACACCUGGGGAGAACAACCUAUCACUGUUUGGUGUGCCAACGACUACUUAGGCAUGUCGUGUCAUCCUGUCGUCAAACAGGCUGUCAGAGAUGCUGUGGAGAUAUACGGAGCUGGAGCUGGUGGAACUCGCAAUAUCUCUGGAAAUUCCAUCCUAAUAGAGAAGCUCGAGCAGGACCUGGCCGAGUUACACCAGAAGGAGGCAGCACUUUUGUUUACAUCGUGCUUUGUUGCCAACGACUCCACACUUUUUACUCUGGCGAAGGCUCUACCAGGGUGUCAUAUAUUCUCUGACGAGGGCAACCAUGCUUCUAUGAUACAAGGAAUCAGAAACAGCAGGGUACCUAAGCACAUUUUCCGCCACAACGAUCCUAACCACUUAGCAGAAUUGCUGGCCAGUGUGGAUAAAAGAGUGCCGAAGAUUGUCGCUUUUGAGACAGUUCAUUCGAUGACCGGAGCCAUCUGUCCUCUUGAGGAAUUAUGUCAAGUGUCCCAUGAGUUUGGUGCUCUCACAUUUGUGGAUGAGGUGCAUGCGGUGGGCCUGUAUGGACACCAUGGCGCAGGGGUGGGUGAGCGCGACGGCCUUUUGCCUGAGAUGGACAUUAUUUCUGGCACUCUAGGCAAAGCCGUGGGAAAUGUGGGCGGCUAUAUAGCGGGUACCAGCAAGUUGGUAGACAUGGUCCGUAGCUACGCAGCAGGGUUCAUCUUCACUACGUCACUGCCUCCUACAGUGGUGGCGGGGGCCCGAGCAGCGAUCUCAGUACUCGGUAGCCAGGACGGACGCACCCUUAGACACAAACACCAGGAGAAUGUUGCCUACAUGAAGACCAGGCUGUUAGAACAUGGCUUCCCUGUGGAACCAUCUCCCUCUCACAUCAUUCCGAUAAGAAUUGGAGACCCCGCACAAUGCACCGCUGUGUCCGACAACCUACUGCGCGAGAAAGGUCACUACGUACAGGCCAUCAACUAUCCAACAGUGCGUUUAGGGGAAGAGAAGUUACGGUUAGUUCCGACUCCACACCAUACCCUCCAGAUGAUAGAUACCUUCGUACAUGACUUGCUUGAUGUCUGGACAUCCCUGAAACUGCCCCUUGCUCCGAUCCAGAAGUGCAGCCACUGCCUCAAGUUGACACCGAUGAGCUGUGACUCUCAGGCCGGCUGUGUUGCUCCCAACUGCCCUCAGAUGGUUGCCUCCAAUUAAAUCUCUACACCGGUUCCAUUUCCUGUUGUUCUCUCUGAAUCCCGCAUGGUUACAAAAAAAGCUUUUAAAGACCAAGUAGACUUCCCUGUAUCCAGUAGGUGGAAACCUCACAAUGCUUGAGGAUUUGGUAUUGUAUCUAAAAUUGUUUUUUGGGGGAAAAUAGUCUGGAGGACUAAGGAAGUACAGGGGAGUGGACAACACCCGUUGUGAUAUCCUGCCCCAAAGUACACCACUGGAUAAUACAAUAGAAAAAGUGGUAUUCUAGAUCUACUAUGCUGUGAAACUUAUGUGCACUACAAUCGGAAUGAUGAGACACCAAGUACUUUCGUAACGACACCUUGCUGUAACAGAGCACUAACAAACUCAAAACCAGAUAGGAAUCUGGUUAAAAUCUAUUAGUGUAAAAAGUAAUUAACCCUUUCCAAUAAUUUAAAAUACCUUUCUGAUUUUCCCCAGAUCUGAUUUUAAUACACGCAAAUUGCUCAAAAAUUUAAAAUAUGUACUCACAGAUAUACUUAUUUCCACUUUCAACAGAUUAACUAAUUUUUUAUUGUUUGUCUAUAUUAUACAUUUACACAAAAAAGACACUUCAUUUACUCGUACAUUUUCAAACCUGGUGCAAACCAGGUUUACUUACACAGAAGUAAACAGUUUCUUUACUUCCAUCAGAUACUUUCCCGUUACUACACACUGCACAAUUCUUGUCAUUCUUCUGUUCAUUAGGCAUACAUAACACAGGGAGGUUGUCUACUUAGCCUUUCAUCCUUCAACAUUCAGUGUUCUACAAUCAUGACAUUAAAAAUACCUACAGUUCCAAUUAAAAGAAGCUACAAAUUUAUUCUAGCAGUAGAAUAACAACAUAGAAAAUCAGAUACAAAAUAUAUUUGUCACUCUCAAACUCGGUCCGACAUCAGAUCUCACUUGACAAAUGAUUGGAAAGGGUUAAAUUUAACUACCAAAUUUUUGUUGUAUUUACUCCUGACACAUAAUUAUUUCAACAUAAUAUUUACUCUUUUACUGAACUUGUAUAUUUUUCAUUUAAUGUUUCGGUGUUAGAAGGUCUAAUCUUUUUCAUGUUAUAAUCACACAUGGAGAUUAUGGCAUUUAUUGAUUUAGUUUUUGCUGUGUCUAUUUCAAUAGCUAUUAUAUUGGAUCAUAAUUCAUUGACAUACAAAUCUGUAUUAAAGUGCAUAAUAAAGGAGUUGUAGUGAAACACAAACUUUAAGGUUGACUUUAAAACUGGCUUUGACAGAAGUGUGUUAACGUCAUGCUAUUAUCUCCUAUACUAUAUAAAGAACCAAACCACACACUAUAUCAGCAUUUUUACAACUAAACGUAUUGUCUAAAAAUUAGUAGCAUCUAUCUAGCUGUAUAGUUUGUGAUUCUAAUUUUCCUGUAGGUGGGGAGAGUAUAAGAUAUAAAUGUUCAAAUUGCAGCAAACCACAUAAUAUGUUUGUAGUUACACCAUAUUUGCUUAGUUACAUUUGUUAUUAUUAUGUUAUCGAUAGUCCAUAUAAACAUGACAAAAUGCUUAAAAUUAGCUACCAGAUUGUGUUCAAAGUAAUUUACAAUUUUUAAGGUAUAGAUUACAUUCCAAAUAUUUUACUGGAAGAGAAUUUAUGAGAUUUUAUGCGAUUAAAAUAUAUAUUUAUACUUACUUUGAUGUUUAAAGUUACCAAGUGUUAUAUAAGUUCAAGAGAUAAUUUUUUCUCUGGUUACUUCUUGUACAAAAUACCAAUAAGUAAAUGUGCUGUAUGAUAAUUUUUUUUACAACUAAGUAUUUUAAGUUUUACCAAUUAGUACAAAUACUGUUUUAAUUUUUACUCUGAAAUUUAGUUUUUGUGAUUACUGUUACUUUUGUGUAGCUAUUAUAUAGCUUUGAUUUUUUUAUGUGUAUUUAUUGGAAAUUCAGGGGAAAGUGUCAGAGAGUUUACUCAAGUUAGUAGCAGAUAAUUCAAGUUUUUUUAUUGUUUUGAGCCACAGAAUCCUGUUUAAGUUCCUACAACUCCUUGGUGGUUGGUCAUCCUGGUGGGAGAGGAGCAAGGCAAUUAUAUUUUUCUACUGACAUUAUUGUUCAUGUUCUGACUCUUGUGACCUAUAGUCAGCAAAAAAGUAUUAAAAUACAAGAUUUUAUAUUUAUUAUAUAUGUUAUAGAACAAAUAAAACUAAUAACAGUUGUGCAUCCACAUCCGUAGCAAAAUUAAGACUGCAGAAUCUGUAGAUAACAAAUCGUAACUAAAAACAUACUCUGUAACUCAAAACAGUCAAAAGAAAAUCUAUCUGCUGCAAGACAUCUUAUUGGAGAAUUGUUAAACUUAGUUAAGUUCUCUGCAGUUUUUCCCUCUAAAGUUUGAAUAGAUCAGGUCAAAAUGCAUGCAAGCCUCAAUUGUAUUAUUUAUUUAUAUAUUUUUAAUGUUUAUGUUCCUCAUUACUGUACGUAUAAAUAAGGGUAGGUGCAGGGUGGUAUGCAUAACUGAGCUUUGCUAGAUUUGUAAAAUAAGAACUCUUUUGAUUUAUUUUUGCAUAUUUGUAUUACUAUUUUUUCAAAUUGCACUCUGAUUAGCUCUUUAGUUACCAACUAAUUUAAUUUUUGUCAGGAAAUCAAUGUACAAACAAAUCUUUGUGAAAAGAGCAGUGUAACUUACCUACAAAAGUUUUACCUUCCUUAGUAAACUCCUGGUAUGUUUAAAAUAAAUUUCCUAACUUUUCACUCAAUCUGUCAUAAUAUACUGUCCGUCAAUAUUGGAAUGUUGUAGACAUUGAUGUUAGUGUUGUGGAUGCAUGUACACCACUGAUAUGUAGAUACCUCUUGAGACACUCCAACAAUUUUACGGGAUAAUGUGAGUGAGAGGUGUACUAAUUAUAGAUAUCUGUUACACAAUUGGAUAUUGUUACAAUGAAGGACAAGUACUCAAGAAGCACUUUAAUGUUCAGUUAUGAAAGUUCAGAGUAAAAUAUUUUACUACUUU